CCCCGCCCAGGGCCUGGCGUCCGCUCUCUGCGUCGACCCACAAUUCCCGCCGCGGCUGCUUCCAGGCCGCAGUGUUUGCCCGCGGGAGUCUGCGCCGGAGCCUGCCGGCCGGCGCGGGUGACAUGCUGCAAAAACCGAGGAACCGGGGCCGUUCUAGCGGCCACGCCGAGAGUGUCAGAGACUCGAGCCAAGGCGGAGACGCCCGGGCCCCCAGAGACUGCGUUGCCGAGGAGGCCCCGAGCACGUCCCGCGGGCCGGGCGGCUCGCAGGGGCCGCGGGGCUCCUCGCCUCAGGGCGCCCGCCGUUCUCUGGCCGCCCCCGCCGUGGGGCCCAGGACCCAGAAGCAGCUGGAGCUGAAAGUGUCCGAGCUGGUGCAGUUCUUGCUGAUUAAGGACCAGAAGAAAAUUCCGAUCAAGCGAGCCGACAUACUGAAGCACGUCGUCGGGGACUACAAGGACAUCUUCUCCGACCUCCUCACACUGGCCGCCGAGCGCCUCCAGUACGUCUUCGGGUACAAGCUGGUGGAACUUGAACCCAAGAGCAACACUUACAUCCUCAUCAACACCCUGGAGCCCGUGGAGGAGGAUGCCGAGGUGAGGGGCGACCAAGGCACGCCCACCACGGGCCUCCUGAUGAUCGUCUUAGGGCUCAUCUUUAUGAAGGGCAACACCAUCAAGGAGACUGAAGUCUGGGACUUUCUGCGGCGGCUAGGGGUCUACCCUACCAAGAAGCAUUUAGUUUUCGGAGAUCCAAAGAAACUCAUCACUGAGGACUUUGUGCGACAGCGUUACCUGGAGUACCGGCGGAUACCCCACACCGACCCCGUGGACUACGAAUUCCAGUGGGGCCCACGAACCAACUUGGAAACCAGCAAGAUGAAAGUUCUUAGGUUUGUGGCCAAAGUCCAUAAUCAAGACCCCAAGGACUGGCCAGCACAGUACUGCGAGGCUUUGGCGGAUGAGGAGAACAGGGCCAGACCUCAGCCGAGUGGCCCAGCCCCAUCCUCUUAAAAUCUGAGGUGGAUUCAGAGGGACUCCCGGGACAAGAGUCUGAGACCCAAAGGCACAUUGUACAGGGAUGGGGGAAGGGAGAACCCAGGGAGCGUAUUUCUGUAACGCUUCAAUGUGUGUAGCUUUAGGAUGUGUUUGCAAAGUUUUGUUCUUCAACGUGUUAUUUGGUUCCAGAUUUUCAUUUAUAAACAAAGGAGCAUUUGUUUUGUUUUGAUUUUACUGUUUUUCAUAUGAAAAAUUUUGCUAGCUUAGUAAAACGAAUUGGAAAACUUGACUGUGAUCAGGAACAGAUAUGCAAGAAGAAACACAGUGAGUUGCUUUGCUGCCAAAAAAAUAAAAGCAAGGUAGCUAUUAUUGGGUCUCAUAACUACCCCAGUUUGUAAGGAAAAAUAAAAGUUUUUAUAAAAUUAAAAAUAAAAACAUAACUACUCAUAUCCUUAUUACCUUAACCUAUUUUUUUUUAUAUUUCCUACAUAUGUAAGUAUUAUUCAUGGUUCCAAGCAAUGAACAUAAUAUGUUUUCUCCAGAUAGCAAUUGUUUAUAUUCAUAAUUAUUCAGCUUGGUUGCUAAACAUGUAGUUCCACUUAGUUUUUUUCUUCUUACUACUCUGUUAUAAUAAAUGUUGUGUUUUUGAAGCACUUAA
Messenger RNA from Sapajus apella (tufted capuchin), 1653 nucleotides. RefSeq names its product NSE3 homolog, SMC5-SMC6 complex component (gene NSMCE3). Gene Ontology annotation, biological process: negative regulation of transcription by RNA polymerase II. Gene Ontology annotation, cellular component: nucleus. Bases 123 to 1010 code for a protein of 295 amino acids. The record is from RefSeq and is a predicted model, not a curated record. The transcript has a single exon. NCBI's taxonomy places the organism in Eukaryota, Metazoa, Chordata, Mammalia, Primates, Cebidae.